AAAAAAAAAAAAAAAAAAAAAAAGAAAAAGAAAAGAAAUUCCAAUGCGGAGAUUCAUAAUGGAAAUUUCCAUCUACUUUUUUUCUUUUUUUCUAAGCGGGGAAUAGAUGAUUCAUAUAUCUACCCCCACACUCUAUUUUUCGAUCUCUUUUUUCUUUUGACUCAUACCCUUAAAAAAAUGACUACUUCUAUUACACUUCCCUCUGCCUGUGAUUUCCAUGUUCACCUUCGUCAAGGUGACAUGAUGCGUAUGGUAACACCCAAGGUUGAAGAAGGCGGUGUUUCCCUUGCUUAUAUUAUGCCUAAUUUGCAACCUCCUAUCAAAAACACCGAACAAGCACUUGCGUACAAGUCAGAAUUAGAAGCCUUAGCACCUAAUGUCACGUUCUUGAUGACCUUGUACUUGUCACCCGAAUUAACCGUGGAAGAAGUGCGUAAAGCCAGUCAAGCAGGCAUUGCUGGUGUCAAAUCAUAUCCUCGUGGUGUCACCACCAAUUCCGAUAAUGGUAUUGAGAACUAUGAGAUUUACUAUCCCAUUUUCCAAGCGAUGGAAGAAGAGGGACUUGUUUUGAACUUGCAUGGAGAGAUCCCUAGUGACGCUCAAAAGGAUAUCUGUGUCAUGAACGCCGAAGAAAAGUUUUUGCCUCAAUUGGAAAAGAUUGCUACUGCCUUCCCCAACUUAAAGAUUGUUUUGGAGCAUGCUACAUCUCAAGCUGCAGUGGAGAUGGUAAAGCGUUUAGGUGAUAAUGUCGGCUGUAGUAUCACUGUCCAUCAUCUUCAAUUGAUUGUGGAUGAUUGGGCUGGUCAAGCACAUCAUUUCUGUAAGCCUGUUGCCAAAUUCCCUCAUGAUCGUGAUGCCUUGAGAGAUGUGGUAAAGGCAGGUCAUCCUCGUUUCUUCUUGGGCACAGAUUCCGCUCCUCAUCCCAUUGCUACCAAGGAAGGUCCCAGAUCCAACGCUGGUGUCUUUACCACUCCUCUUGUACUUCCUUACCUUGCCAAGAUCUUUGAGGAAAUCGAUGCCCUUGACAAGCUUGAAGAUUUUGCUUGUCAUUUCGGAAAGAAGUUUUACGGUCUUUCUCAAAAGCCUGGAUUUGUGGAUAAGAAGGUGACUUUGGUGAAAGAAUCCAAUGUCGCUGUUCCUCAACAUUAUGAAAUUUCUGCAACCAAUGCUGAUUUGGGUGUUGUCGUGCCAUUCUAUGCCAAUCGUGAUAUUGGAUGGAAGAUUGUUUCCAACUUUGUUUAAAAAAAUAAAAUAAAUAAAAAAUGUACAUAAUUCUCUCUC
Messenger RNA from Mucor mucedo, 1281 nucleotides. Its product is annotated as dihydroorotase, homodimeric type. Gene Ontology annotation, molecular function: dihydroorotase activity. The record is from RefSeq and is a predicted model, not a curated record. Gene Ontology annotation, cellular component: cytoplasm. NCBI's taxonomy places the organism in Eukaryota, Fungi, Mucoromycota, Mucoromycetes, Mucorales, Mucoraceae. Bases 178 to 1242 code for a protein of 354 amino acids. The transcript is spliced from 2 exons. Gene Ontology annotation, biological process: 'de novo' pyrimidine nucleobase biosynthetic process; pyrimidine nucleotide biosynthetic process.